UCUAUAACCACAAGCGCAACGAUAGAUGGACGAACACGGCGGGCGCAAUAAACAUGUGUUGCCGUUUAAUUUCCCCAAUGUAACUCGAGAAUGUAUACAGCGCAGUUGGAAACGGAUAGUUAUCGAUGGUCGCUGACACAACCGAGGAAUGCGGGUCUGAGGAAUGCCAGCAACUAUCUAGAGGCGGCGCAAAGGAAAUUAGCUGGCUGAAGAAGAAUGGAGCUGGCGAGCAGGCAAGCAAGCAAGCAAGCAAUAAGGCGGAGAAGCUUUUGGAAGGAGGAGGGGAAGGGGGAGCACAGUUUAUGGUCACGGUCAUAGUCAUGGUCAUGGUCAUGGUCAUCAUCGGGAUUAAAACUCAUCAGAGACGACUGACGGAAAUGUCCGUGAGAUCCGCCCAGAUCCAGACCGAGAGAGCCGGUGAUCCAGUGGCAAGGGCUGGUAGCAUACGAGAGUCUCUAAGAGGAGAACCACGGAACGAACGGGGAGGCACUGCUUACCAGGGCAAAACGGGCCGGGCAACGUUGGGUAGUAAGCAAUUGAAUGCGAUAGGAUUGGAUUGGAUUUGUUAGACCUGUUGGGGUAACGUAAGGCUACCCAGGUGACAAGAGACAAAAGACAAGAGAGUUGAUGCAGAGUCAAAAACAAAAAUGAAAGGAAGGGAGUAAGUAUAUCCUGCACAGGGAAUGAGGGGGGAAAGAGGGGAGAGUAGGAUUUGGAGGCAAAGAUAUAUAGUAAGUAAACUCAGUCGGCAGGUGAUGAUCGACUGUGUCGAACCCGUCCGGUUCGGUCAGAUGAGCUAGGCUAGAGAUGUACGAUCAGCCAGCUGGAUGCAGUUGCUGGGGGGU
Molecule: messenger RNA, 845 nt
Organism: Aspergillus uvarum CBS 121591
Lineage: Eukaryota; Fungi; Ascomycota; Eurotiomycetes; Eurotiales; Aspergillaceae
Exons: 1
Coding region: 126-569 (147 amino acids)
Source: RefSeq, a predicted model, not a curated record